AUGGCCUUUGGUAAAGAUUCUUAUUGGACAAAUGGCGAAGAAGGGGCUGCCGUUGCCUGCUUUAUAUCUGGAAUAGCUGUUAUCCUUAUGGGAUACUCUGUUUAUUCUCACUUGAAAUCAAUACAGGAUAGACAUGUCCAAAUAAGACGACAUUCAAAUAGAUCAGAUACCAAACUCGAAGACUCCAUCAACUUGGAUUCUCUAGCGUAUCUGAUGCAAUCGCCUAAUGCCAAUAUUCAAAGCAGUGCAGCAAAGAUUAUACUUGAGAGAGCCAUGUCUGCAACUCAUCUACCAAAGAUUAUUGCAGCCUGUGCGGAUGAUCAACCGAUGGAUAUUCGAUCAAAGUCACUUUAUUCACUUCAAUUAUUGACAAGAAAAGAAGGAAAUAAGGCUGCUUUACUACAAGCCGGUGCUUUGAAUGUGCUAGUGGACGCAUUAAAGUGUACGGAUCCAGACAUGAAGGAAGUCACCCAGCGUUAUGUAGCAGUGGCUAUCUGUGAUCUAAUUCAAGGAAGCGAUAUCAAUAAAUACAAAAUACUCGAACUUGGAAUUUUGGAACCAAUCAAACGUAUACUCACAUCAAAGAGCAUUCGUAACAAUGAACUCAAAUAUUGGACACUCAUGAUCUUGUAUCAAAUAUCUCUUAGCGAUCCUCUUCCUCAUGUGCUGAUAGACAAUGGGUUCGUAAGUCUAUUAGCUAAAAUGGCUCGUUUGACAUAUGGUAACACAAACAUGCCUAAAUUCUGUAUGCAAAGUCUCGUCAGGAUCACAUCAAAUGUUGAUGUUGCAGAGGCCAAAAAGAUUCUACUCGAACUAUUGGAUUACAAUAUCAUCGAGCUUAUCUCCAUUUGCUUACGAGGUGAUGAUGUCGAACUCAUCUACUGGGCCGCGGGUCUGAUGCAUGAGUUUGUCAUCAAAGACGUGGUGGCUGAUAAGUUUAGGCAGAUCAAAGGUAUCCAUACCAUUCUAUCAGGUCUACUUUCUGCCGAAGAAAUGUACAUAUCCCGUGUUAUUUUGAGAACAAUAAAAUUCAUGGCGGCAGGUCAAGAUAAAUUUCUCCAAGACAUGGUUCGGUCAGGCAUGGUGAAGAAAAUUAUGCAUUGUCUGUCCUUGAACGAUGAAGAUGUCAAGCAGUGGGCUAUAUUGUGUAUUCAUGUCGUUGCUGGUCAAGUUGAAUCACAUCAAGAUAUUAUUACCGCUCCCGAAUUUGAGAUCUUGCUCGAACUGGCAACCUCAUCCAAGAUGAAAGUAGCUAUUUAUGUAUCCGACAUAAUAUCACUUAUCUGCUGUAUAACCAGCAAUGCAACUUGCUUAGAGCCACAUAUAAAAUCAUUAUUAAAAACACUGAAUACACUAUUAUUGGAAGGUGAGUCUGAUGUGCAAUAUAAUGCUGCGGGCGCUAUAUUCAAUAUUAUGACAACAAACACUCCCUUUGCCAAUAAGGUACGACAGAUCAAUUUCAAAAACAUCUUGUCUGUUGCUACAACAGCAACAAACGAACGUGUUCAGAUGAUUUGCACUAAAGGAGCUCUGAUGGUUGUCAUCAAAAAUCGAUAUAUGGUAUUUCAAAUCAAUAGCCAAGUGACUGAUCCUUUGAUUGAAACAGUCAACAGUAUAUCCAGAUUUAUCCUACCCAUCAUGAUCAGCCAAGCACUAGUACGAUCAACCAAAAACCAAGCAGUUGGUAGCAGAGCAAGCAGUAUCCAUGACGACGAAUUAGAUCCACCGUUGAUGCACACGGAUACGGACGACGAAGAUAUCACAAUGGUCCGUCAAGAAGAUUAUAUUGAUGUGACCGAGGAAGGUACGAUCUCGAAUGCGUCUCGUCUUGACCGUGUCUUGAAGGACCGCGAACGGGCAAAAAAGAAGGGGAGCCGAAACAGUCAUUCGAGCCACAAGGGAGGUAUAGGCGACAGUUCUCGUCUGUUCAACACGACUCUCUCUGUCAACGAACGCGACACGCUGUUCAAAAAGUUUGAGCUGCCAGCAGCGAUGCGUAACCAACUAGCAGGUGCCUUAACGUCCCUUAACAUCUUGCUUGAAAACGAUCAGGUGAUCGGCAGCACUAUCACGGGUAAGCGCAACAGCCAGAACAUGAUGGACAUGAUUGACGUGAUGCUUGAUUUUGACGAACUCGAAGGACGAGCGGCAUCGUAUAUUCGAACGAGUCGUAGUGGACGAUUGACCAACUUGAACACGCAUCCUUCAGAAGAUAACUUGAUGUUACCAGAUCAUAUCCGACAAUUGACAGAGAAUUUGGUUUAUCUCAUUACUUAUCCUGCCCUGCAAGACUGGGCGGAUAGCUGCUGUAGGAAUUAUCCGCUAAACACGAUUACAGAGACGAGAGCAAGUGAGUUGUAUAUGGACGCCUUGCAGUGGAUUUAUACAUUUAGCGAGUUUCCGCAAAAAUCAAGUUCCCGAGGAAAACAACUUUUGACUUUCAAGAAAAGCAAACAGCUACAACAACAGUCCAGUGAGGCAAGUGUCAAUAAGAAUAGUAGUAAUAGUAGUAGUAGUAGUAGCAGCUCAGAUGAGGAUGAAGAUGACAAUCAAUUAUUCUCUACCUCUUCCGAAAAAAAAUCAGAUAAGCAGGAUAUUGAAGCAACCACGUUUCAAAAAUCAACGUCUUCUUAUGGCUCCAAGCAUUACGCAGGCUUUUCUCGUCGCGCUCUUACAUUAUUACAGUCCUUGACACGUUAUGCAUCUGUGAGACAAUAUCUUAUUCACGAUAUGCAGUUCAUCAAAAUUCUUUUAUAUUUAUUAGAGGCAGAUAUUAAAUCUGCUGAUCGCACCAUAACCUGCCUUGGUGCUCUCUUUGCCAAUGAUCCUUGCCUCAUGAUAUCCGAACACCAAUUCCAGAUGCUGGCCAUCCUGGUAUGGCACAGCAUGAUAAACACCAGCAAAAAGGCAUUCCAGUUCUAUAGCCAACUUGUCCUGGCGUACUGCAGUCGUAUUAUCGCAUCCAAAAUGAACAAGGCACCGCCAUCGAGCAUGAUGAAUAAUCCUGUCUUUGUCGAGAUCGACCUUGUCUCACGAUCCAAAUUUUGCUUUGUCAGCUAUGAAUCAUACCUUCGCGUUCGCAAUGAUUCCUGGACAUUCGAGACCGUACGCGCGACUCAUUGUGUGCCUGCUAUGACGGCUGAUAUUCUGGAACAAGGCGAGGUUCACAAGUAUGCGUAUGAAGUCAUCUUGGAGUCUAGCGGAUUAAUGCAGAUCGGAUGGGUGAGCGAUCAUUUUGAGUUUGAUCCUGAAGGUGGUAAAGGUGUAGGCGAUGAUGUGCAUUCGUUUGGAUACGAUGGAUCGCGUGCGAAAAAGUGGCAUGGCAAGUACUCCAACAUGAGAACGACAUCUUAUGGUCUCAUAUGGAAGGAAGGAGAUGUUGUGACAUGUGCUAUUGAUAUGGACGAAGGCGAGAUACGGUAUUAUCUCAAUGGUACCGACAUGGGUGUUGCUUUCUUUGGUAUAUCUAUUAACCGUACUUGGUAUCCGGCCAUUUCUCUUGCAACAAACCAACAAUGCAAAUUUCAAUUCGGAGGUUCAAUCGAUCCAUUAAAUUAUCUGCCAGAAGGUUAUUCGCCUAUUGCCACACUAGCAGUUCAACCUGCCGCCACUAUGAAACUACCACCUCCACGUCGUGUUCCUAAAAUAGAACCAUUUGAAGAGACAGAUGUAGCUGAUUUGUCAAAGGCAAUGGAACAAAUGAGCGUUAGGUCGCCCGACUUGCAUAACAUUGGAAACAUCGAACCUAACCUCAAGCCGAUUGAUUACAUCGAGCAGACACAAGAAACCGUCGAAGGAUCAACUGAGUUUACAUUUUACUUUAUGAAGGCUGGAAAGCAUGAACAAAGCUUUUUGCCAUCGAUCUAUUACGAAGUCUCUGUCGCAUUUCCUAAAAGGGAUGACUCGUUUGAUGUGAUACCAUCAGAUAGGAGCACCAUCAUAUUCGGUUUACAAAGGCUUUUAUCAGACACAUUUAUCUAUUUCGAAUAUCAAACGAUCGAAAAGAGCUUGACGUUCGUGAUCGGUUCUGACCGAUCCGAAUCCUUUGAUUUCCAUGUACAAGAUGGAGACAAGAUUGGUGUGUUAUAUAUGAGCGAAACGAACGCAUUUGGCAUCACACAGAAUGGCAUGGUCAAGAUUAUUGUGUAUGUAGGCAGAAGCACACAGGUGGAACCUUAUUUGCCGUUUGUUACUGGUUCUGUCAAGAUGGAGAUGAAUCGCGGAGAGAACCCGUUUAGGUGGGACUGUGCUAACCAUGCAUCAAGCAGGCAACACAUGUCAAACUAUUUGUAUCGCCUGAUGGGAAAAAUAUCCAAAUUCUGA
Messenger RNA from Rhizopus microsporus ATCC 52813, 4323 nucleotides. RefSeq lists its product as uncharacterized. The transcript is spliced from 15 exons. Gene Ontology annotation, molecular function: protein binding; ubiquitin-protein transferase activity. Gene Ontology annotation, cellular component: cytoplasm. The record is from RefSeq and is a predicted model, not a curated record. Lineage: Eukaryota; Fungi; Mucoromycota; Mucoromycetes; Mucorales; Rhizopodaceae. The coding region runs from base 1 to 4323 and encodes 1440 amino acids.